Molecule: messenger RNA, 8592 nt
Organism: Passer domesticus (house sparrow)
Lineage: Eukaryota; Metazoa; Chordata; Aves; Passeriformes; Passeridae
Gene: SH2D4A
Product: SH2 domain containing 4A
Exons: 13
Coding region: 599-1960 (453 amino acids)
Cellular component (GO): cytoplasm
Molecular function (GO): phosphatase binding
Source: RefSeq, a predicted model, not a curated record
UGGACAGGAGCACUCCAAAAUUCCCACUCCCACCUCAAAAGCAGAGUCAAAAGUCCUCCCUGUCUUUCUUUAGUAAAAUGAGGCAGGCUGGGCUUUUAAUCAUCAAAGUUUUCCUGUUUGGAAGGAGGAGGAGCCAUCUAGUCAUGGGUUCAUUGAUUCCCUGCCCAGCAAGAAUGUUUGCUUGAGCACAGCCAAGCCGCACCUCUGAUGACUAACAGGCAGCGCUCUCUCUCUUUGAUAUACUAUCAGCUGGGUUUAUCAGAGUAUCAACACAACCUUCCCACUCCAGGCCUCGCCCCUUCUGGCCAGCUCUCCCUGCAGAGCGGGCAGGGGCUGCAUGAGAGCUGAGCUCACCUCUUAUUUCAAGGAAUCUUAACAGCAGGUUUUAAGAUACUUAUUUACUUUUUUUGGUCCGUGCAGGAAGUCUGAGCUAAAAAAAAAAAAAAAAAAGGAAAGAGACAGAAGUAUAAUUGCUCUGGCACGCCUGCAUUCCUACUUCAGUCUCAGACGGGCAGGCACUCUUUCUUGUCGGAGCCAGCAAGAGGAUCUGAUCCCUGAAGAUUAUCGCCACAACCGUGCGUAAGUGAAACCUGCAGCCAUGCUGAAACAGAUAUUAUCAGACAUGUACAUCGAUCCGGAGCUGCUGGCAGAACUCAGCGAGGAGCAGAAGCAGAUCCUCUUCUUCAAGAUGAGGCAGGAACAGAUCAGACGGUGGGAGGAAAGAGAAGCUGCUGCAGAAAAGAUUUCAGCAAAGAAGCCACUGCCAAGGAAAGCCAACAGGAAGUCAGUGACAUGGAAACUCGGUGCUGACAAUGAAGUGUGGGUCUGGGUGAUGGGAGAGCAUCCUUCAGAUAAAUCCUAUGCAGCCAUCUGUGAAGAGAUCCAGGCACAAAGAGCAAAGCGCUUAGCGAGAGAGCAAGGCCAGGAGGGCAGAGAGACUGACUCUUCUGCAACAUGGUCUCUACACCCACAGCCAGGACUUCUGGCUGAGACAGAUCUUCAUGAGAAUAAAAAAAAUACUGAGGAGAAAAAGGAGGAACAUGGGAGAAGAAUGGCUGAUAUUGACACAACAGGAAAAAGCCAGGAGCUCACAAAGAGGGGAACCAGAAAUGUUCACCAGAUGCUGGCGGAUUGCCAUAUGAGGAAGCAUCGUUUCCAACAGAUGAAGGAAGCACAGAGGAAAAAUUCAGAAGAACUCACAGCCUCCCAGAAGCCACUACCACAGAGCCAUUCCAGCACAGAGAGCCAGAGAACGUCACAAAAAUCGGAUGAGAAUGAGCCUGAAUGGCAGGAAUUCUUGCGGAAAUCCAAGGCAGCAGAUGAGAAGAGACGCUCCCUUGCACGGCAAGCCAGAGAUGACUACAGGAGGCUUUCACUGCAGGGCAUCCACAGAGGGAAGCAGGCAGAUAUUUCCAAGGGUGCCACAGGAGGAGAUCGGCGACCACUUCAAUACCCACCUCUCCCCCCCAAGCCUAAACUUCUACCUCCUGCAACGGCAAAUGGGAGAGCAAUUAGGAAAGAGGGAGUCCAGAGGACAAUCUCCAAUUCCACCGAAGAAAGCAUCAUCAAGUGGUUCAAAGAGGAGCAAUUCCCCCUCAGAGCUGGCUAUCUGAAAACCACAGACACAAUAGCACCUUGGUUCCAUGGUAUCCUAACCUGUAAGAAAGCAGAAGAGCUUCUGAAUAAAACACUACCAGGGAGUUUUCUGAUCCGGGUCAGUGAGAAAAUCAAAGGCUAUGUGCUCUCCUAUCGGUCUGUGGAAGGAUGUAAACAUUUCCUCAUUGAUGCCUCCAGUGAUUCCUACAGCUUCCUUGGAGUGGACCAGCUGCAACAUUCAACGCUGGCUGACCUUGUAGACUACCACAAGAUGUUCAGGUCACUUCAGAGGCCCUGGCAGAACCAACUUGGCUGGUCUAAUGAAAUGACACAUCAGUCAUGGCAAUCAGCCUGGAAACCUUAAAUAUGGUACAAACUAUGAUUGCAGCACAGAGGAAAAAGGGAGGGAGAAAAUGUGCCCAGACUGGAGAUGCCCAUGGCAGCUGCAGUGAGGAAACAAGAAAUUAAAGAAGUCUAGACCAACAUGAAAGCUUUUAACAUGCCACUGUAAAGGUUCAAGUAUCCUUUAGACAGAGUCCAACUGCCUCUGUGACUUUCAGAGUCAGAUGAUUUUAUCCCCAGUCACCUUAAGGAUGGUGCGUACUCAGCUGAGAGGAGCAGUGGACACAAUUUAACUCUCAUUAUUUGAAUCCAUAGAUUUUUUUCAAUUUCUAUCUUUUUGAAAGACAACAUAAAAGUGAAAACACAACUCCUAAAAGAAACAGCAGAAAAGUCUUACUGAGCAAUCAUAUAAUCAUAGAACACCAGGUUGAAAGGGGAUUCUUCGGGGGACCUCAGGACAGUUUUGCAGUGGCACUCCCAAGGCAAUGCUCACCUCACCUUCCAUCAUGAAAUCAUGCCCACAAGCUUGUAAUCCAGCCCAAGGACUCCAAAGAAGAACGUAGUUGUCAGCUGUACCUGAUAUUCAUCUAAAUAACAGUCCCCAGCAGCAAGAAAUUGACACAGCAUAGCUAUUUAUGACACCAGCACUCUGUGAUCUGCCUCACUCACACCUUCUCUCUUUCCUUGGUAACUCUGGAAAAGAGCUUACCCUUCCCUUGGACUCCCUUUGAUAGCAAGAGACAUCCAUUUGGCUCUUCUCAGUGGAAGGAAAUCCUCAUGGAUCUAAGGUACCUAUGACAGCCAAGGCUUAUCUAUUCCCUCUGGUUGUUUCAGCACAUUAAUCAGCCCAGAUGAAGACUAUAAUGGAUGCAAGGACUCCCUGAUGACUUUACCCCCAAAAGCCAAAUCUCUCCUUUGCCACUUUAUAAAAGUUGAAAUAUUUAUGUGGGAAGGUACCAAUAUCAAAAUUCUGUGUAAGAUUUUUUAACUCUAGGAUGGAACUUCAGAGACAAACUAAAGAAAUACACUUAAUCUGCUCUGUGAGUACCAGCACUUCUGUAAAACAAAUACAGCAACAAUGAAGGAUGCAACAUCUUUGAAACUCAGUCUUAUGCAGCAUAAAUAUAGUCCCCUGAUUCAUCCAUCCUCUUUUCUACCUCCUCUAACUGACUACAUUUGAUUCAUGCAUACGAGAAAAAACAUCAGGACAGUACCGUUAGCUGCACUACAGGUCGCAGAAGCACAAAUGGCAUGGAACGUCUACGCCUUUUAAUAAUGAUGCUCUUCUCCCCUGCAGAUCACCUGGCACGCACAGUUCAGCUCUCUGAAAAAAUAAUGCAGUCACUCCCUGAUUAAAUUACUCCUGGAGUGGAAAAGACAUUGAGCAGCCUGCCUGUUUCAAUUGGCUGUGUAGUGACUGAGCUCCAUGAAUAUGGAAAUAAUUAGAAAUCCUAGACCAAUGUAGAGGAGGACGAGGAAUAUGUGACCCACAUAAAGGGCAUGCUGGAGUUGCAUGAAAGUGAAAUCAUAGUGUAAUAUUAAACAAGUGAAAAAUCCUUGAUAUCAGUGAUGGAGGUUAGAAAACAAAUGAAGAUUUCUUCAGUAAAAUGCCAGAGGGUUCCAACUGAGAUACAAAGCCUUUUCAGAUGCAUUUUACAGGCUCCUUUCUCCUAGGAAAGAGACUAUUCUAACUGAAGAGGAAUGUUUUUCUAAAAUGCUGGCUUCACAUUAAAAGCACACUUGGGAGAGACUAUUUGAUGUAAAGCUCCUCCUUUCAGAAUCAAUACAACUCAAAGUUUCCCCCUGUGAAGAAAGUCGCACAACUGAAUAAAAAAUGAGAGUUUCUUCAAAAAUCAGAAAAUGGCCUGAGGUAUGCUGGUCUGGACAAAGACGUGGUGUGACAGAGCUUUCUCCCACCAGGGGGUAACUAACUGAUGGAGGCUUGUGAGCAGGCUUUCUCCAGUAGAUGUGACCUGAAAGUGCUUACUAAAGCAACACUCAAAUGUUAAAUGCUUUGGUCAAGAGUUCAGUCACUGACCUGCAAUGAAAGCCUUAUGUUCAGCUCCAACAUUUUCUAACAGCAAACAAGGAAAAAAAAUGGUUUCACGGAAUGAACUGUUAGAAAAGAAAAUCCUCACAUAAGCUUUCCCCGAGGGGGAAGAAAUAUCCACAAGCUUUAAAUUGGCCAGGCGGAUUUAAGAGGAAGCAAAAAAAAAAAAAAAAAAAAGGCAGCUCUUUCUGUUGCGUCAAAGAGCCCACUGUGCAAUAGGAACAGUGAACAGAGUUGUUAAACUGGCAAGCUUUUGCUGAAGACAGCUUUUCAAUAUGCUCUCAGCAUCGUCUCCCAGGGCUGGCUGGAGACAGUCCCACUCCUCUUAUAUGGGCUCUACUCCUUCAAGAGGCAAUCGCUCUUAAGGACAGUUUCCAUAAACAUACAGUUCUCCUGCCUUGGCUGCACAUGAUGAGGGCAAUUGCACACGUACACACACCUGCAUUCAGAGAGCAGACCUGCGUGCACUUGGGGAAAAUGCAGGCACACUCAAACUAGCCAUCAUUACCUUGGCUUAAGAGCAGGAUGCUAUUGAUGACUGACUGCUUGCUAAAACUCCCUUCCCCACUUAGACCAUUCGGUGUGCUGUUAGAAAGCAAUCCUGAAAGGCACAGCACUUAGAGAGGAAACCUCUAAUGCAAUUCCAUUGGGACGUUGUAGCCCCAGCAGUGCUCUCUGACUAAAGGAAAUCAGUAGUCACAUGCUGCUGCCUAGCUUUGUGUGUAGUGCAGAGAGCUCAGAGAGUCACCAGAGACUGCAGCUACGUGGGAUGAGUGAACCAUCCCCCCCGGGAAUGACGGCUCCAUCACUGAGGACAUCUUUAGGGGCUGAACCCGUGUACAUAAGGUGAACUGACUAAGGACACCAAGCAAAUAUUAGUUAAAUAUUAGCAAAGCCACACUCAUCACCACAUACAGGAAACUGCCGCACAGAUCUCUGCAGACGAGGACAGCACCUUGCAUUCCUUUCACAAGCCACGGAGGCCUAAGCAAAGGCAUUAAGAGCACAGUUCAACCUACUCCAACUUGCAUCUGGUCUGCUGAGCUGCCUUCUGGGCUUCACUGCCUACAAAGGGAACCCAUGAUGGCUUUCCCAAAAAGAGGUUGCAGACAGCAACAUUUUUAGAGAUGAGUGCCACUCCAAAUGACAAGGCGAUGAAUGCCUGCAACAUGUGUGCAGAAAGAACUUGCAAGGAAGAAUGGCACUGGUAAGGGACAGGGAUAGAAAAGGGAAAAUACAAACUGUGGAAUGCACUUUUCAAUGUGACUGCAGAAUUAAAAGUGAGGACAAACAUAUGCAGCUGGUUAAUUUAGAAUUUCUCUUCUAUUUAUAUAUCUUUCGGAGUUGCCACAGGGACAUAAUGAGCCUGAAUAUGUGGGAAGGCAGCAGAAGGAAACGAAGUAUAUGCAGGAGUUAAAUUCUCUCUAUUUGUGUUCUUUCUCUACUUAGUGAACUUCUAUAUGGAAAAAUGACUGGUUUAACAGCUUCUCUUGAAAUCCUUCCAGGUGAAAAUGAAUGUCUCUCCUAAAAAGUGUUUCCAUAAAUGACAGACUAAGUUUCUGAAAAAAGUACCUUCAAUUUAUAAGUGAAAUACAGCAUUUUCUAAGCUUUUAGCCACAUAAAUUUAAUGCAAGGUCCUAUUUGUGCACCAAGCAGUGUGCUGCUUUAUUGUGUUCUCAUAACACCAGACAACUCACUGUGUCCAAAGCCCUAGCUGUAGUGUCACUGGAGUCAUAUGGGCGUAGAUUUGGCCUCACGAGAGUAGAGUGAUUAAUAAUUCUAUCUCUGAUGUGUGGAGGAAAAUUACAAUCUGGUUCAGUUCCCCAGAUCUAAAAGCUAGGCAGGUAUUUUAACACAUUCCACAAUAAUAGUAACUGCUCGUAAAAUUACCUAAAUGUUUCCCAGUACAAAUCCAGACUCCCCACCACUCAUCAAAGUCAAAAUGCAGGCUGAAGGAAACGGGUAACAUUUGCUCUUUUCUUGAAAUUGAUUUUUUGUUUAUCUUAGUAUAAUAAAGGUAGAUUAAUUUGCAUGUUGAGCAAGUGGCUGGAGCAGAUGAUGUCCCUUUCAACCUAAACUAUUUUGAUUCUGUGAAAAUGAGGUCAAUUAUUAAAAGCUGCCUUAGGCUAUUACAGAAAUUAAGUGGACUGUGGCCAACUUCAGUGUUUUGAAGCCAUAAUUUGGAUUCAACUGUCAACUGCAGUUUCAGAGUCAAAGAUCUGCAUUAUGUCACUUCAGGAGAAGCUAACAGAUCUGCUGAAACACAAAACAUAAGCAUUUGUAAUGAUAUUGCCAUCUAUGAGGUCAUUAAUGGAUAUCACUUUAUGGAGAGGGCUGUAUUGGUUCCCACACAUCCCUUGCUGUUCCACUCCUGGGUUCCCAAUCUCCUUUUUUUGUUUUCCUUCUUAUCUGUCACCCAGUCAUCCAAUCUCAAUUUAGUGUCCUUCAGCUGCAAGAGACAAAGAAGACACUGAGAAUUCUGAGUGACUGAAAGCCCAGACAAUCCAUGUCAGCUGUAGAAAUUCCUCUGCACAAAGCAAAGGACACAGAACUGACAAAAAAAUCUACAAAAUAACAAAACCCUAGUUUUGUUAUGCAGGAUCCCUAGUUUUUGUGUAGACUCCACCACGCUGCUAGCUCAACACAGACUGUCUUCUCCAAUGCCUCACUCAGAAGAUGUUAAGAAGAUGACCCCUUUCAAAUCUUUUCAGUAUUAUACAAAGCUUUAGCUUCCUUGCUACCCAUGCCAGACAUCAACUCCUGCUCCCUAGCCUAAGGAGUGGCUAUCAAUUCAAGCCCUCACCACUCAGCACAGCAGUUAUCCCAACCUUUGCACUGCCACAUCAUAGACCACUUUAUCCCAUACCUAAAACCCAACCUACAUACCCUUAGGGCUUGCUGUAAAUUCUCCAGUCCUGUGUAAGUGACAGCAGCCUACAGCAACAAGCCAGGAAAUCCAACACAGAACGAAUGCUGUCUGCUGGGAUUAUACUGAUCCAGAAAUGUGGAAGGUGGAGAAUGACAUUCAGAGCCCUCUGCUGCUGCCAACCUAACACCUUUCAAACACUCUCCUGGCUCAUGAAGACUUGCUUUUGUGGUGCAGAAGGAAUUUGAAGCACUACCGCCAAGGUCUACAAUACAGCCUUUGCACACAUCAUGUAUCUGUCCCUGUGCUGCAUCAGCUACACUGCCUGAAUUAUCUCUGUUACUCACAGGCCUUCCUCCAGAAAUGGGACAAUCUUCCCAGGGAAAAAUCAUCCUUCGCCACUGCCUUGAGGUCAGUGCUGCCUCCUUCCUGCUAUAGAAGGUCACAAAGCCUCUUCCUGAAAAACAAGGCUCAUGUAGGCAUUUCAGCUGAGUCCUGUAUUCCUGCAGGAAGGAGGCUGAGUGCACUUCCAAUUGUCUGGCUAAAACUGUGAGAUUCAGCAUGUGCUGCACUGUGGAAAUCCAAACAGCACAAUCUGGGCAAGAACUCAGGAAUGCCACUGUAAGUGCAGAGGAAGCUUCAGACCCUGCAGGCGUAGCCCAAGCCCACCACCACCGACACGCUUGGCUCCUGGAAUGGGAGAGGAGCACGCAGUGCCAUUGGCAACUCAGUAGUUCAAGUUUAGAACAGCAGUGGCUCUAAAGUGUUGACCCGACUAAAAACCAAGUUUAUGUUCCAAGUACCUUCAAAUACUAGUCCUGUGUCACCUGUUGCAGACACAGUGCCCAUAUUCUGAAGAACCACAGUGCUCCUCUUCUUCCCAUCCACAAAUGAACACAGUGGUGUUUCCUGCUUACUCAGUGGAAUCACUUACCCCAGUCCCCUGCAAGUCUGAUCCUGCUGCCUGUCUUGUAUCUAUAUGAGGAUCACAGAGCAAACAGUUUUACCUCCUAAGUCCAGGGGUCAGGCAGCCUUAAUGUAAGUCCUUUAUUAGGUUUAAACUCUUUCCAAGCUCCAAGCACCUUUGUCUAUGUGCUGUUCAGACUCCUUCUCUUCUGUCAAGUUAUGCUGUUUGUACCAUACAAAAGUGGAUUCUCAACUUUUCCUUGCCUGGAAGGGCUGAGUGGACUGGCAAACACAUGAAGCAUUAGGAAUGCAGAAGCAAGGAUUCAACAAAUCUUGGCAAGAGACAUCAGUACUCAAUUUGAAAAAAAAAAACCCAAAAAACAAACCAGAUUAUUUACAGUUUUAAAAGAAAAAAAAAAUCCAGUGUCCAGAGGACACACAGGCACACACACAAGGAAAAAAAAUAAAAUAUAAAAGGUUGUUUCUAAUUUAUUGAAGUAUUCCCCCUUGCCUAGUGGAUUAAAUACAGCAGCACCUUGCUUUCAGGACACCUUGUGAAACUGGUUCAAAAACUGCCAUGUCCCUGUGUAGCUGAUGUCUUAGGGGUGAUUCUGCACCAGCAAUUUUUCAGGGCUCUCCUCACACACCCAUUCAUUUUCAGAAGUAAUUUCUAGUAAUCCCCUGCCCACCCAUUUCACUCUAGCAGCAUCCUGAUUCUGGCCUCACAAGCAGCAUAGGGGGAACCCCAACUAGCCCAUCAGCUCUUGCUGAGCCGUUUCUGAAGAGACAGACUACACAACUUUAUUACCAUAUUCAGUCCCACAAUGCAAAG